Messenger RNA from Diospyros lotus (date-plum), 1448 nucleotides. RefSeq names its product class V chitinase-like. Gene Ontology annotation, cellular component: extracellular region. Gene Ontology annotation, biological process: chitin catabolic process; carbohydrate metabolic process. Bases 41 to 1141 code for a protein of 366 amino acids. Lineage: Eukaryota; Viridiplantae; Streptophyta; Magnoliopsida; Ericales; Ebenaceae. The record is from RefSeq and is a predicted model, not a curated record. Gene Ontology annotation, molecular function: chitin binding; chitinase activity. The transcript has 2 exons.
GUGCUUACAAUGACAGUUGCAACAAAGAAGAUCAUCUUCAAUGGCUUCCAAGACUCUUCAUAUCUUCUUCUCUCUUCUUCUAAUCCAAAAUCAUGUCUCAGCAGGCCAAGAUGCAGUUCGAUCGGCUUACUGGUUUCCAGGCAGUGGGAUCGAAGCCAAAGCCAUAGACUCCACUUUGUUCACCCACCUCUUCUGCGCUUUCGCCGAUCUUGAUGCCAGCACAAACCAAGUCAUCGAUUCACCCGCAAACUCCGGCCCAUUCUCGCAAUUCACCCAAAUAGUCCAGCUCAAUAACCCUAAUGUCAAAACCCUUCUCUCCAUUGGCGGUGGAAAGGCCAACAAUGCCGACUAUGCUUCCAUGGCCAGCCAAGAAAGUUCCAGGAAAAGCUUCAUCGAUUCUUCAAUAUCACUAGCCAGAAAAUAUGGGUUCCACGGCCUGGACCUCGACUGGGAGUACCCAGAAACCGCCGCCCAAACGGCCAACCUCAAGCUGCUUUUCAACGAGUGGCGUGCUGCCGUGGCCGCCGACGCUCAGGCCACUGGAAAACCGGCCUUGCUUCUCACAGCAGCUGUUUUCUAUAAACCAAAGGUUAAUGGAGUGGAUUAUGAUAUUGAUUCCAUAGCAAAUGGAUUGGAUUGGAUCAACUUGAUGGCUUAUGAGUUCUAUGAUCCUACCAGGUCUUCAGUGACAAAAUCUCACGCUGCAUUGUAUGAUCCAGCAGGAGAUGAUCAUAUCAGUUGUGAUGAUGGGGUUGCAGAUUGGAUUAAGGCUGGUUUGAGCCAGAAGAAGCUGGUUCUUGGGUUGCCAUAUUUUGGGUUUGCUUGGAGGCUGCAGGAUGCUAAUAAUCAUGGCCUUGAGGCUCCGGCCAGCGGUGCAGUUGGCGCCGAUAAAGGGGUCAUGAGGUUCGACGAAAUCAAGGCCGUUCUGAACAGUGCCACGGAUGUUUACGAUGAGACCAUUGUCACGAACUAUUGCUAUUCUGGGACAACUUGGAUAGGGUACGAUGGUGCCGGGACUAUUUCCACCAAGGCUUCUUACGCUAAGCAAAAGGGUUUGCUUGGUUACUUUGCUUGGCAUGUUGCACAGGAUGAUGACGACUGGACACUUUCUAAAGAAGCCCAGAAAGCAUGGGGAGCAUGAAAGCCAUAAAUGUGAUCAUAUAUAGAGAUUAAUCAGAAUAAGAAGGCCCUUUAAUAUAAAAAGCCUUAUUAUACUGAAAAAGCUGAAUAAAAUAAAGUUUUUGUCCCCAUCGUUCUAAUGCACAGCAAUAUGCUACAUAAUUUCGACAAUGAUAUGAAAAUAUUAUUAAUUCAAUUGACUUGUUCUAUGGACUGCGACGUUUCAGGAGAGAAAAAAAAAAAGAAACGUUCAUCAUAAAUAAAUGUUUUAAAAUAGAGGAUUUAAUUGGUAACCAAAAACAAAAAGGUAUUAUAUGGUUUGUUCAAGU